This is a messenger RNA of Sorghum bicolor (sorghum), 1088 nucleotides long. RefSeq names its product putative E3 ubiquitin-protein ligase SINA-like 9. The record is from RefSeq and is a predicted model, not a curated record. The transcript is spliced from 2 exons. Lineage: Eukaryota; Viridiplantae; Streptophyta; Magnoliopsida; Poales; Poaceae. The coding region runs from base 24 to 686 and encodes 220 amino acids. Gene Ontology annotation, molecular function: zinc ion binding.
UCUGCUUCGCGGCCGCAGCGGCAAUGCCACCGCGGCACCGUGAAAGGAGGGGGAGAAGCCUUUCCAGCGCGGAAGAAGAGGGAGGCGGGACGAAGACGUCGGCGACUUGCUCCGAGAAACCGGGCCAGGAACGGCGAGCGCAAAUGGCGGCGGAGAUGGUCGGAGGACCAAAGGAAGGUGGAGAAGGAGACGCGGGGCGACCGGACAGCGAGAUCUUUGCUAAGUUGGACCCCCGACUUCUUGACUGUAUCAUCUGCUCGGAGCCCCUCAGGCCGCCCAUCUUCCAGUGUGAGAUCGGGCAUGUUUUGUGUUUUGUCUGCCGCGGAAAACUUCGCUCCAACUUAUGUCCCACCUGCUUCCAAGCAAUUGGCUUCAACUGCUGCUUUGCAAUUGAACAAAUGACCGAUGCUGUCAAGGUGCCAUGCUCAAACUCAUAUUUUGGAUGUGACGAGUACAUCACAUACUACCAGAAAGAGAAACAUGAGAAGACAUGCAUGCAUGCUCCAUGCUUCGCCCAGAAGAUGGUUGCUCAUUUGAAGGAUCGUCGGCAUCGCUUCUCAAUCAUUUUGUCACCGAGCACAAAUGGUCUCCCACAAACUUCCAUUAUGACAAGGCGCAGAGGAUUUCCAUCCCACGGCACAGCCGGUUCGUGCUCCUGGUCGGGGAGGACCAGUCCAUGUUCCUAAUGGUGAACAACUGUGUCCACAUUGGCAAUGCUCUCACCACGGUCUGCAUCAGGCCCCAUGAAUCUGGGUCAUGCUAUUCAUCCAAGAUCUCAGCCGUCCACCGUGCUGAAGCUGACAAGGGGAGGUAUGUUUUUCAGAUGGAUCCUCAUGUGUCCAGCAGCUCACUUCAUGGUGGGGUUCAGCUGGGAAGCAGGUUCUUCCUUCUGGUGCCUCGUGCUCUAGUUGAUGAUUCGACUGAUGAACUGACAAUCAACAUUUGUAUUGAGAAGAUCAAGUGUGCUGUGCACCGUUGAUCGCGUAGACAUGUUGGUAAAAAGUGGUGGCCUCAGACUUUUGGUUGUUGCAACAACUGGACUAAUGUUUGGGUAGUUGAAUCUUGAAUAUCGUUGGUACAAUUUAAAA